Leishmania braziliensis MHOM/BR/75/M2904 is the source of this 1206-nucleotide messenger RNA. RefSeq lists its product as hypothetical. Gene Ontology annotation, molecular function: protein binding; damaged DNA binding. Gene Ontology annotation, biological process: proteasome-mediated ubiquitin-dependent protein catabolic process; nucleotide-excision repair. The record is from RefSeq and is a predicted model, not a curated record. NCBI's taxonomy places the organism in Eukaryota, Euglenozoa, Kinetoplastea, Trypanosomatida, Trypanosomatidae. Bases 1 to 1206 code for a protein of 401 amino acids. The transcript has a single exon.
AUGAAGUUCAUCGUGACUUGCCUUGUCUCCUCCGUCAACUCGUCCCUCCUGGCCGAGAGCGAGGCGGUGACGAAGGAGAUAACAGUGGCCAACCCGAAGGCGACUGUGCAGAACCUCCGCGCCACUGUUGCCAUUCAGUUUCGACUCAACGUCAUGGCCUUUGGGUUUCGCUUCGAUCACCACGCGGGUGCGACCGAAGACGCCUCAGCGGCUCCAGGGUCAUCGCCGUCUUUGGCCUCCACAAUGGUGAACUUUGGUGACGAGAAGAGGCUGCUGACUGAGUGCGGGUUGCAGGAAGGCGAUAGCUUGACGGUAGUGCCGAAAAAUUACACCUUGUCGAGCGUGGCCGGUGCAGCAGCGGUGGAGACGGGUGGGGCAGCGCCGUUCGCAGGUCCGGCAACAAAACGUGCGCGUCUUGACGCGGAGGACCAAGUGGAGACCCCCAUCUUCAUUUCCGGCGAGGAGGACGAGAGAGACGAGGAGGAAAGCGCGCUAGAGGAGGAGGAGGACGAGGAUGACUCUGAGGAAGACGGCGAUACCAAGGGGCGGAAUGACUUGUUUGAUGCCCUACAGGAAGUCGUCCCCGACCUAACCGUUCUGCGGCAAGAAUUUCUGGCCAACCCGCAGGCCGUGAUGGAGCGGAUCGAGCGCAAUCACCCCUCCCUCUUCCAAGUGAUCGUGCAACACCAGGAGACCUUCAUCACCCUCAUGAACAAUGAGCAGCUCACCAAAGCAGCGGACCGCAUGCUUCACGGCGGCACCAUGGAUAGCGACGAGGACGAAGAGGAAGAGGGCUCGCUGGAAUGGUCCAUGGGGGAGGAGGAUCAGGAGAUGGAUGAGGAGACGGCGGAGCAGAUGCAGGAGCUGUUUCAGAACUACGUCGCCUCGGCAGCCCGCCGUGGCGACGGCGGCGACUUUGACGCAACCGACCUUGCUGAACUGGAGGCGAGCGGGAUGCAAGUAGAGGAAGUGGACGACAGUAACAGCGAUGCUAGUGGUGGCGGCGCACGCACCGACAGGGCAAAGUGGCGAUCCGAAAAGGACUUCAUCCUCUCGCGGGUUCCUUCCGAGGAGGAUGAAAAAAAGAUUCAAGCCAUGACGGAGCUGGGCUUUACCUACGAGCAGUGCAAGGUGGCCUUCUACAUGUGCCACCGCAGCAUCGACCGUGCAUCGAAUAUGCUCUUCGAGGCCCCGCCAGGGAUUUAA